AUGGCUCGUUUCAGUUUAACUGGGUAUUCAAAUGACUUUAGGUCUUUGAGCCCCACUGUGGGACUAUUCAUUCUGACUACAUUCAUUUUCAGCUCUGUACCAUGGGUGUUGACUGCUAUCUCAAAUAAAUAUGGCUCUCUUGGUUUUAGUCUUUAUUCAGAAAUGCUCAUGUGGUGUCCAGGACUCGCGGCAUUCCUCACUUUGUUAUACAAUAAAAGACCCAUUGCUUCUCUUAGAUGGAAUUGGCCUACCAAUUACUAUGUUUUGUUGAGUUGGCUCUUGCCAAUUGCCUAUACUCUACUUUCCUAUAUUGGUGUAUGGACUAUUGGCAAAGGUAAAUUCCCUAAUCGCCUGACUAUGGACGAGUUUGCUAUUCGUUUGGGUCUUGGGUUAUCCCCACUGGCGUCGACUAUCAUUUAUGUUCUACUCGAGGGUACCUUUGGAAUGUUUCCAGCGAUUUCUUCGGCUCUUGGUGAAGAAAUUGGUUGGAGAGGUUUCUUACUCCCCGAACUGGUGAAAUCAUACAGCUUCACGGCCUCCUCGAUUUUUGUGGGUUUGGUUUGGUCGGUAUGGCACUAUCCAUUGAUUUUGACUAGCGAUUUCUAUAGCUCCACUGCACCAGUCUGGUACCAGCUGAUAUGCUUCACUGUCUAUGUCACCUCUCUCUCUGUAAUCUUCGGGUGGAUUCGCCUGAAAUCUGGUAGUCUUUGGACUGGUGCCAUUCUCCAUGCUAGCCAGAACCUAUACAUGCAGGUCUUCUUGACCCCAUUGACGGCCAACACGGGACACACUGCUUGGUAUAUUGAUGAGUUCGGUGUUGCCCUUCCAAUCACUUCGCUCAUCACCGCUAUUUACUUCUGGGGUCGACGCCAUGAGCUGGAGUUGGGCGUGAGAUUGCCUUUGCAAGAGGUAUAG
Messenger RNA from Sugiyamaella lignohabitans, 915 nucleotides. RefSeq lists its product as uncharacterized. Gene Ontology annotation, biological process: CAAX-box protein processing. Bases 1 to 915 code for a protein of 304 amino acids. Gene Ontology annotation, cellular component: membrane. The transcript has a single exon. The record is from RefSeq and is a predicted model, not a curated record. Lineage: Eukaryota; Fungi; Ascomycota; Dipodascomycetes; Dipodascales; Trichomonascaceae. Gene Ontology annotation, molecular function: metalloendopeptidase activity.